AUGGAAAAUAUUUUUAUUAGAUUUUUGGUCUAAGAUACUUAAUUACUUUGCUUUAACAUGCUCAUUUACUAAUUCAAACAAAAUUACAUAAGUAUUAAAAUCAGCUAGCUGAACAAUGGAAUUAUAUUGAUUGUUAAAAUUCAUUAUAAUAAUAUAUCCCAAAUCCACCAAUCAAAUGAGAGUUUCGAUGUUUUUUGUGUGCCAAUUUUUGAGUAACAUUUUUUAAUAAUAAAAAUGGCAAGAACUAAGUAAACUGCAAGAAAGAGCACUGCUGGUAACAAAAAACCAACUAAGCAUUUGGCAACAAAAGCAGCCAGAAAAACUGCUCCAGCUGUAGGAGCUGCUGGUGGUUUAAAAAAGCCACACAAAUUUAGACCUGGAACAGUUGCUUUAAGAGAAAUUCGUAAAUACCAAAAAUCAACUGAAUUGUUGAUCAGAAAAUUGCCAUUCUAAAGAUUAGUUAGAGAAAUUGCUCAUGAAUUCUAAAAGGAACUUAGAUUCUAAAGCUCUGCUGUCUUAGCUCUUUAAGAAGCUGCUGAAGCCUACCUUGUUGGAUUAUUUGAAGACACAAACUUAUGUGCAAUUCAUGCUAGAAGAGUUACAAUCAUGUCAAGAGAUAUUCAAUUAGCUAGAAGAAUUAGAGGAGAAAGAUUCUGAUAUUUUAAUACAGAAAAUUAUUAUAUAAGAUUUCAUAAAUCUUUAAAUUUAAAUUACCA
This is a messenger RNA of Paramecium primaurelia, 716 nucleotides long. Lineage: Eukaryota; Ciliophora; Oligohymenophorea; Peniculida; Parameciidae. The record is from the annotation of a GenBank genome assembly.